CACUAAAUCGCAUUUAUCUUUCUGCGUGACGUUGCGGUUGUUUGCCGGCAGUUUGACUCUCCUGUUGAUUGCCCCCGGCUAGUUAUCUCAUAGUUACCAACAGCCUCCCCGUCAGUCUGGCUGGCCUCUUUUUCUUCUGAUAUAAAGCCACCGAGGCAAUCGCUGCUGACAGUCUUCCUGACGUAAAAGCGUCUUGUGUUUUUCUGUCAGUGCUGGCAGCCAUUCUUUUCUCUCUGCCAUCUACCAGCUAGUUACGGCUGAGAAGCUCUUCCAUAUAUCAACACUACUACUGGAAUUUCACCAUGGCUAAACGCUCUAUCUUCGUGGCAACGCAUCCCCGAGCAUGCUCUACAGCCUUUGAAAGAGUCUUCAUGACCCGCCAUGACACUCUAAAGUGCAUCCACGAACCGCUCGGCGAUGCCUUCUACUAUGGCCCUGAGAGACUGAGUAAAAGAUACGAGGAUGAGCCAGAAGCCAGAAUCCAGACGGGCUUCCACGAGUCAACCUACAAGACGAUCUUCGACCGCUUUGACAGAGAAGCAUCAGAGGGGAAACGACUCUUCAUCAAGGACAUGGCAUACUACAUCAUGCCGCCUGAUGCGCAGCCAGCAACCAGAGUAGCCUCACUUCAGAUACCCAAACGUGGAAUCGGCACCAACAUGGACACCAACGGGGCCUCUUCUAACGGUGUGGCCAGAGCCCACGAUUCUAACACGCCACACCGUCCCAACGGGAGCAUCUCAGCGCCAGAAACUAACCCGGAGGUUGAUAAUCCGACGGUUAUCCCGCAAGAGAUGCUCUCGAAGUUCCAUUUCGCCUUCUUGAUUCGUGAUCCGCACUAUAGCAUCCCAUCGUACUACCGCUGCACCAUCCCGCCUCUAGACGAUGUCACGGGAUUCUAUGAGUUCUACGAAAACGAAUCUGGAUAUGACGAACUGCGCCGGUUCUUCGACUACCUUCGCAAAAUCCAAUUUGUUGGGCCAUCCCACGCAAGUACAGUCCAUACCGGAAAUGCAAAUGCAACCCUCAACGGGACCGCCAAUGGAACCACCAACGGAACCACAAAUGGAAUGCAUAGUGAGCCUGAGAAGGUCGAAAUAUGCGUGGUCGACGCAGAUGAUCUCCUGGACAACCCUGCAGCUGUGAUCGAACGGUUUUGCAAGAGUGUUGGGGAAGAAUACACCCCUGACAUGCUCCAAUGGUCCUCUGAGAAAGACCAGAAAGUGGCUCAUGACGCCUUUGCCAAAUGGCAUGGCUUCCACGAUGAUGCACUGGGUUCCAAAAGCCUGCGUCCAAGAGCCCACGUAAGUUUGCCCUGA
Molecule: messenger RNA, 1319 nt
Organism: Trichophyton rubrum CBS 118892
Lineage: Eukaryota; Fungi; Ascomycota; Eurotiomycetes; Onygenales; Arthrodermataceae
Exons: 3
Coding region: 303-1319 (338 amino acids)
Source: RefSeq, a predicted model, not a curated record